This is a messenger RNA of Danaus plexippus (monarch butterfly), 907 nucleotides long. RefSeq names its product ribonuclease P protein subunit p29 (gene Pop4). The transcript has a single exon. Lineage: Eukaryota; Metazoa; Arthropoda; Insecta; Lepidoptera; Nymphalidae. Gene Ontology annotation, biological process: tRNA 5'-leader removal; rRNA processing. Bases 125 to 754 code for a protein of 209 amino acids. Gene Ontology annotation, molecular function: ribonuclease P RNA binding. Gene Ontology annotation, cellular component: ribonuclease P complex; ribonuclease MRP complex. The record is from RefSeq and is a predicted model, not a curated record.
AAUGACGUUUGACAACCUUAUGUUAAUAACGAUUUUUAGAAUCGUUGUGAAGCAAAAUUUAGUUUCAGUCUAAAAUAAAGUAAUUUUCGAGAAAUUGAAUAUAGCACUCAAAGACCUUACAAUAAUGUCCAGCCCAGAGUUAGACGAAGCUUCGCAAUCGGUGAUAGAUUUUUUAAACGCAAAUGUUAGAAAGAAAGACGAAAAUAAUAUAACCAACGAAUUGAAAAAGGACUUUUUGCUGGCCAAAAAGAAAAGUAAAGAAAAAAAGAGAAAGCCUAACAAAAAGAAAUCUAGAAUACUAGGACGGAGGGAGAGGAAAAAACUGGGUUUCUACACAAUACAGAGAAACACUAUGAAGUAUAAUGAAAUGACGCCAUUAAAUAAAGUGUGGUGUGAAUAUAUGAGUCAGUUGCUAGAGCUGGAUCAGCCUGUGCCAGACUAUAAUAGCAAAAAUUGGGAACAGUUCUCACAGACAUUACAUAAGGCCGAUUUUCAUGGUAGUUACAUACAAGUUGUCCGAUCUAAGUGCCCUUCUUAUGUUGGUAAAAAAGGUAUAUGCAUAAUGGACACCAGAAACACUUUUAAAAUUCUUUCCUCAGACAAUAUUCUAACAACAAUACCAAAAAAGGAUAGCAUAUUUGAAUUUUGUGUCAAUGAUAUUAAAAUUAUGAUACUUGGUAAACAUUUAUGUAUGAAACCUGCCGAUAGGUCGGCAAAGAGAAUCAAGAGCUACUUAGAACCUGAUUUACCAUAAUAAACUUGUAACAAAAUAAAAAAAACUUUUUUUUUAAAUUAUAAUUUUUAAUUAUAUACAAUUUCAUAAUAAACACCUCUAACUAGUGUACAAUUAUAUGACGGGAGCUGUACCAUAGAUAGGAUUAUUGUGAAAUACAAUUGGUUAAACAUA